This is a messenger RNA of Microsporum canis CBS 113480, 1602 nucleotides long. RefSeq names its product YagE family protein. The transcript has 2 exons. NCBI's taxonomy places the organism in Eukaryota, Fungi, Ascomycota, Eurotiomycetes, Onygenales, Arthrodermataceae. The coding region runs from base 1 to 1602 and encodes 533 amino acids. The record is from RefSeq and is a predicted model, not a curated record.
AUGAAUUCAAACGUGUCUGAGUCGUCUCCUCUCCUUCGACAUGGCAAGUCAACCUCCCAAACUACUUCCCAAGCUGCGACCGCUCAGCCAUCCAAGUCUGUAACAUUCGGCCCAACGACAAGGGGCGAACCAGCAUAUGAAGCGCAAGAUGCUGCCAAUCAGCUAAAACCUCUGCAUCCAAGUUCUCCCCCCGCCGUAAGAGGCCCUACUGGACAGCCCGUGCUGGCUGCUCUUAACAGCAAACUCCGACGUCGGCAUUCUCAAGAACCAUCGCUAGGGAUUGCUGGGAAGAUAUCUACGUUACCGAAGAUUGGCCCCCAGAGAACGACAAAGACUACCCAGAAACUCAAGCUGCUGCCAAACCCUGUCACAGGUGAAGAUGACGUAUGGGUCGAUGACGAGAUUCCAAGAGAUGUCUACUCCCAGAUAACCCGUAUCAAGGAGCCUACGGCAAGAAGAGAUGCAGCGAGACUGGGUAAAGGGGAUAGAGAGCGGCUUCCUCGUGUGACGGCAUACUGCACUGCCAAUUCGUACAAGCUAGAGAGUGUGAUUAGGUUCUUAAAGUCGAGAGCAGCGACAAGAGGCACGAAUCCAAAACUGUUCGACGAGUGCGUUUAUUCACCGUACCGUUAUGACGAUAAUGAUAAGAUGAAAGCCCCCCGUCGACGCAGCGAUGGUACCACAGAAACCUCCUUAACACCAAACAAUGACCCACGUUCCCAACUCGACCGCGGAUUCUCCGAUAGCGAACUGGAGGUUGAAUCAAAUAAAACUCAGGAGAGGGGGAAUCUCCUUGAUAUGAGUAUGAACAAUGAUGACCACCUUCAAUCCUUCUUGUCUCCGCCAUCACCUCACGCGCUAAUAACGGCUCCUUUACCUGACGAACCCCUCAUUUUAGACACGGCGAUCGAUACACCAGAAGUAUUCCUGUUUGACUACGGGACUGUGGUAAUAUGGGGAAUGACUGUAGAACAGGAAACCCGGUUUCUACACGAAGUAUCCAGAUUUGCAAACUCGGUACUGAGUGCAGAGGACAUGCAAGUUGAGAACUUCAACUUCUACUACACCCGUGACUAUCAAGCUCGAAUAUACAACGACUUCAUCUCGUUACGUGACCCUCGAAGUUACAUGACGAAGCUGGCCAUUUCACAUGCGCUCUCCCAAUCUGUCAAGACAUCCCUUUUUGAAGACCUAGUCAGCGAAACGAUUACGGCAACGUCACCACUGCCGUCGCAGAUUGCCCAAACCGGAGGUGUGAAUCUCACGCGCAGGCAGAUAAAUAUGCAGAUCGGUGAGCUUUUUAUACUUCGCAUAAAUAUUCAUCUCCAGGGGUCUGUACUUGAUAGCCCUGAACUUAUGUGGGCGGAGCCUCGGCUUGAUCCGAUUUACCAGGCUGUUCGAAGUUAUCUGGAAAUGAACCAGCGCGUGGGACUGCUCACAGAGCGGUUAGAUGUUAUAGCUGAUCUACUUGCUGUUCUCAAAGACCAGUCAAGCCAUAGGCAUGGAGAGUACCUCGAAUGGAUCGUGAUCAUUUUGAUCGGGGCCGAAAUCGUCAUCGCAGGCAUAAAUAUCAUUGUCGAUCUGUACGCAGGCCUCGAUUGA